AUGUCAGGCAAUACCCUGAGAGGAACGCCCAACCGUGGCCAAUCUCGUGCCGGCGCCCCCUUCAACAACGUCCCCAGUCCCGUCACGUCCAACAUCCCCCGACCCGUUCUCGAGCCUCAUGCACCAGGCCAUGCCGCGCAGGGCCAUGCUCAACCGCCCAGCGAAGCCGGCGCGGCAGCAUCCGGCAUGAGUGCCAGCAGACAGAAGCAAAGCAAGAGAGACGAGGCCAUCCGCCGCAAACUCGAAAAUGACCUCAACAAGAAGAAGAACCUCACGAGCCGAGCUCGACACUCGCGCAAGGCCCCUCCGGGCACCGUCCUCGCCCUGAAGCCCAGCCCGGCCCUGCAGAUCAAGCCCGGCACCACCGUCGCCGAAGCCGCCCAGUUGAUGGCCGCGAAGCGGGAGGACUGCGUCCUGGUUACCGAUGACGAUGACCGCAUUGCCGGCAUCUUCACGGCCAAGGAUCUGGCCUUCCGUGUCGUCGGUACGGGCCAAAAGGCCAACAGCGUCACCAUCGCCGAGAUCAUGACCAAGAACCCCCUCUGCGCGCGCACAGAUACGAGUGCCACCGACGCGCUGGAUCUCAUGGUGCGCAAGGGUUUCCGUCACCUGCCCGUCAUGGACGAGAACCAGGAUAUCUCGGGUAUCCUCGACAUCACUAAGUGUUUCUACGAUGCCAUGGAGAAGCUGGAGCGCGCGUAUGCCUCUUCUACCAAACUUUAUGCCGCUUUAGAAGGAGUGCAGUCCGAGCUCGGUUCCAGCCAGCCGCAGCAGAUAAUUCAGUACGUCGAAGCCCUCCGCUCCAAAAUGUCUGGACCAACACUCGAGUCUGUUUUGAACGGCGUGCCCCCGACCACCGUCAACGUCAGAACCUCGGUCAAGGAGGCGGCCAUGCUCAUGAAGGAGAACCACACGACUGCGGUGCUGGUGCAGGACCAAGGAGCUAUUACUGGUAUCUUCACGAGCAAGGAUGUCGUUCUUCGCGUCAUUGCUCCCGGUUUGGACCCAGCAAACUGCAGCGUUGUUCGCGUCAUGACGCCGCAUCCCGACUUUGCGCCCAUGGACAUGAGCAUCCAGGCCGCUCUCCGCAAGAUGCAUGACGGCCACUACCUUAAUCUGCCCGUAAUGAACGACCAAGGCGAAAUUGUCGGCAUGGUCGAUGUUCUGAAGUUGACUUACGCGACCCUUGAGCAGAUCAACACCAUGUCUGCAGGCGACAGCGAAGGACCUGCGUGGAACAAGUUCUGGCUUUCCAUCGACAACGAGACGGAGUCCAUGGUCUCGGGCGACGGCUCACACCACGGCUCGCACCACCACACUGUCGGCACCCGCUCCAUGAUGUCUCCCGACAUGUCCCGCGAAAACCGUUUUCACGACUUAGUCGCCCCAGGAGACUCAGCAUCCCACGUUGGUGUAGAUUCUCCUGGACACUCUAUGCUGUCUGUCACGCCCGAGCAGGCUCCGUCCGAGAUUCCAUUCGCAUUCAAAUUCAAGGCGCCUAGUGGGCGCGUGCAUCGCCUGCAAGUCAUUGCCAACCACGGGAUCGCCACUUUUGUGUCCAACGUGACCUCGAAACUAGGAUCGGAAGUCGACGCUAUUGGCGGUGUGCCUGUUGUGGAGGACGGCCGCGUUGGAGUCUCCGGCUUCGCUCUGAGUUACCUCGAUGACGAGGGCGACACCGUCUCUAUCACGACGGACCAAGAUCUACUCGAGGCCAUCCUGCUUGCACGCCAGGGCCGCCGCGAGAAGGUGGAUCUGUUUGUUCAUGAUCCCAAUCAGUCGCCGGUCACCGUGGCCGCCCCCCAGCCUGGAAUCGAUCAGUACACGCCUGCUGUUAGCUCGGCUGCCAGCGAUGUCCGUAGACGACGGGCUCCGGCCAGCGAGGAAGAGGACGAGAGCGAGGAGGAAGAUCAUGCGACACUGCGCAGACGGAAGUCGAGGAACAGCAACCCAUCUGUGGAGAAGGAGGUUAUUGCCGGCGUGCCUAACGAGCUUCUGCUGCCGGGUGCUAUCGUCACAUUGGCCGUGGUCAUCAUUGGUGUCUUUGCCAUUUCGAGAUUGAGCAGCCGGUAG
Messenger RNA from Pseudomassariella vexata, 2073 nucleotides. RefSeq names its product CBS domain-containing protein. Gene Ontology annotation, molecular function: protein binding. The coding region runs from base 1 to 2073 and encodes 690 amino acids. The transcript has 3 exons. Lineage: Eukaryota; Fungi; Ascomycota; Sordariomycetes; Amphisphaeriales; Pseudomassariaceae. The record is from RefSeq and is a predicted model, not a curated record.